ACACAGCCCAAAUUCAUUGCCGAUCAAAACACAGGGUGCUUCGUCCUCCAUGGCUUGUUUGUACGAACCUUCGAUUUCGAGCUCCAACUCAUAAAACAAACCUCAAAAAUACCAAAUUCGAAACCUAAAUGAACUCUUAAAUUUUCCCUAAAUCUCUCAAUCGUAGCGAGCACCUACACUGAUACUACAAUUCGAAAGUCCUUACUCAGGAGGGGGCAUGGGUUGUAAAUUGGCAAUGUUAUUUAUUAUAAAACAGUUCAAGGUUGGAGUCCAGGUUGUUGAUUCACUUUGUUGUUAAUGCAGCAUGAGAACUGUCUGGAUCAGCUGGUCAUUGUUAGUAGCAUAAAUUCAGCCUUUAUGUGCUAUAUUAUCUCAAAUUUGUCAUGCACCACUGUGUUUUCUGGGUUUGUGACACAGUGGAUGUGUGGAAAUUAAUGCAAUGGCAACAUCUAGCAAAUUUGAUUUGCCUUCUAGUAGCCCGGAUAGACCAUUAUACACCAGUGGGCAGCGUGGAUCCCACAUAGCUGCUCAAUUGGAUAGGUCGAGCAGCUUUCGUGAGAGCAUGGAGAAUCCAAUUCUGUCUUCUCUUCCAAACAUGUCUAGAAGCAGUUCCACAGUGACACAAGGAGAUGUGCUGAACUUCUUCCAAUGCAUGCGUUUUGAUCCGAAGACAGUGGUUGCAGAUUAUAAGUCUAUGCGCCAAGUGGAGUUUAAACGACAUGUUAGUGUUGCACUUGGCAUUUCACCAGAUGAUUCUCCAUCUGCUUAUUCGAAAGGCAAGCUGCUACCAUUAGCAGACGAAAUCAAACGAGCAAAGGCUGGUCUUCGUGAAUGCUCUGUCAAGGCGAGGGAACGUAUGAAAAUUUUCAAUGAAGCCUUAUCUGUAUUUAACAAAUUUUUCCCAAGCAUACCAUCAAAGAAGAGAUCUCGAUCAGAUGGUUUCUCUAAUGACCGGUCUAGUGUGUUAUCAAAUGAUCGGUCAGUCUUGGGGACAAAUGUAGGUAAGAUUGGAAUUCAGAGUCAUGCCAUUGCCAGUGGUUUUGAACUUGAGCAGCAAAAACCUGAAGAAAGGACUAAAAAUGCUGUCCCAAACAAGCGCACUCGAACUUCUUUGCUGGAUGUGAGGAUGGAUGUGCAGAGUAAUGCCAUUGUCAGGCCAUCUGGGGCUAUAGAUAGGGACAGAGAAAUGCUAAGGCUUGCAAAUAGUGGUGCAGUUCAGGCUGAGGAUCGAUCAUUAAAUAUUGGUGUCGAUUGGGAAAAGACAAAAAUGAAGAAGAAGCGUUCUGGUAUUAAGCCAGAUGUUUCUCCAGGUACAACGUCAACUAAACCAAUUGAUGGCUACCGGGAACCUAAACAGGGAAUACAGCAAAGACCUGUUGCUGAUGCCCGGUCGAGGUUGAGUAAUGAAUCCCAUGGUUUCAGGCCAGGAGUCCCUAAUGGAGUUGUUGGAGUUGGAAAAUCAGAUGGUAACUCUCAACAGACUGGCUUUGGCAUGCGUUCAUCUGUCCCUAGGACCGAUGCCGACAAUAGUUCCCUGAUCAAUGAUAGGAGAGAUCGUCCUAUUGGUUCAGAUAAGGAAAGGGUGAACAUUAGAGCUAUUAAUAAGACAAAUGUUCGUGAUGAUUUCAAUUCAGCUAGUCCUACUUCAAACACGAAAAUGAAUGCAUCUGUUCGGGCUCCAAGAUCAGGUUCUGGUGUUGCACCAAAGUUGUCCCCUGUUGUCCAGAGAGCGAAUGUUCCUAAUGACUGGGAACUAUCUAAUUGCACAAACAAGCCCCCUGCUGCUGUUGGAUCCAAUAAUCGCAAACGAAUGGCCUCAACACAGUCUUCAUCCCCACCUGUUGCCCAUUGGGCUGGCCAGAGGCCACAGAAGAUCUCCCGUACUGCAAGAAGAAAAAAUCUUGUUCCUAUUGUUUCAAGUAAUGAUGAAACUCCUGCUCUGGAUACUGGAUCUGAUGUUGUUGGUAAUGACAUUGGGUUGGGAUUUGCCAGACGCAUGCCUGGCAGUUCUCCUCAACAAGUGAAAUUAAAAGGUGAAACCUUGUCUUCAGCCGCCUUAUCUGAAAGUGAGGAGUCAGGGGCUGUGGAAACUAAAUCCAGGGAUAAGUGCAAAAAGUCUGAUGAGAUAGAUGAGAAGGUUGGGCAGAAUGUACAAAAGGUGUCCGCUUUGGUCCUGCCGUCAAGAAAGAACAAGCCAAUUACUGGGGAAGAAAUUGGAGAUAGUGUUCGAAGACAAGGGAGAACUGGGCGUGGUUUUACUUCCACAAGAUCUCUCAUGCCAAUGACAGUUGAGAAGCUUGGUAAUGUCGGAACAGCUAAACAGCUUAGGAGUGCCAGGCUUGGUCUUGAUAAGACUGAAAGCAAGGCAGGUCGUCCACCAACUAGGAAACUUUCUGACCGUAAGCCGUAUGCUCGUCAAAAGCAUACUGCGAUCAAUGCAGCAGAUUUUCUUGUUGGGUCAGAUGAUGGGCAUGAGGAGCUAUUGGCUGCGGCAACUGCUGUCAUUAAUCCUGCUCGUGCCUUUUCCAGCUCCUUUUGGAAGCAGAUGGAGUCACUUUUUGGAUUUAUAUCUGAUGCUGACAUUGCUUUCUUAAAGCAACAAGGAAAGCUUGAUUACUUGGUUCCUACAUCAACCCCAGUUCAUUCUAAUGUUAAUGGCUGCAGUACCGUUCCUAAUGGAUUUGGGUUUAUUGAACAUGAGAGAGAGAUGGAGCCUGCUACUGAAGCAAGAAGCAUCGAACUUCUUUCAGAACAGUUAGUACCAGGUAUAGGGGAUCAUAGUGUGAUUCCUUUAUAUCAGAGACUCAUAGCAGCUCUCAUUUCCGAGGAGGAUUGUAGUAAUGGAAUUGAAGACCUAAAAUUUAGUGCAUAUGAGAUGGAUGGAGAUUUGGAAUCAAAUAGUUUGAACCACCAGUCAUUAAUUAACUUUCAGUUUGCUGGGCCUACUGCUUUUAACGGCUAUAGGAUAACUGGUAAGAUGGAGCACGAUGAACCCGAAAGUGAUAUGGUGGGCUUCCUGAACACAGGGAUGAACUCAAACUUUGGUCAUUCUCCAAAUGGUUUACAUUCAGAUCAAGCAUUGAUGCCUAGCAUGGGCUGUUCAGAAUAUCUGUAUGAUAAUAUGCAUAUAAAUGAAAAACUUCUCCUGGAGAUUCAAAGUAUUGGUAUUUUUCCAGAACCUGUGCCUGACAUGGCACAGAUGGAGGAUGAGGGAAUCAGUGACGAAAUCAGUAGAUUAGAAGAGAAGUCCCAAGGACAGUUUUCCAAGAAGAAAGACUUGCUAGAUAGACUGUUGAAGUCUUCCUCAGCCAUGAAAGAUCUUCAAGAAAAGGAGUUUGAACAACGUGCCCUUGACAGACUUGUGAGAAUGGCCUAUGAGAAGUAUAUGACAUGUUGGGGUCCUCAUGGCACUGGUGGGAAGAGUUCCAGUAACAAAGUGGCCAAGCAUGCUGCGAUGGCAUUUGUUAAACGGACAUUAGAACGAUGUCAUCAAUUUGAAGAUACAGGAAAGAGUUGCUUCAGUGAGCCCUUAUUUAAGGAUAUGUUUCUUUCUAGGUCUUCCAACCUUAAUGGUGCACGUCCAUCUGAUUCUACCACAGAGGGUGAAUCAACCAAACCAUAUGCCUCCAUCCGUUCUAUGGAAGGUUCCUUGAGUUCACAGAAAAGCCCUUCACAAUUUAGUCAAAAUGCAGACAACCAUGAUAUUAACUCCUUGGAUGUGCUUCCACCUGUGAAUCACUUAUCCGAACAAACUACUAGUAGAGAAGAUACAUGGUCAAAUAGGGUGAAGAAGAGGGAAUUAUUACUCGAUGAUGUCGGUGGUACUAUAGGUACUUCGAGUUCCCCAUCAGGCAUUGGUAGUUCUCUAUCAAGUAGUGCCAAAGGAAAGAGAAGUGAGAGGGACAGAGAUGGAAAGGGACACAGCAGAGAGAUCAUAUCUAGAAAUGGGAAUACUAAAAUUGGUCGGCCAGCUUUAUCCAAUGUUAAGCUGGAAAGGAAAUCUAAAACAAAGCCUAAGAAAACAACUCAGCUAUCUGCGUCUGUAAAUGGUCUUGUUGGCAAGAUGUCAGAGCAACCUAAACCAGCGUUGCCUUCAGUAUCAAAGUCAAAUGAACUUACUAAGAGUGGCAAUGUCAAGGCAAAAAAUGAGUUUGGCUUGGAGGUAUUGGAUGACUCUGAGUCUCUUGAUUUAUCCCAUCUACAAUUACCGGGAAUGGAUGUAUUAGGUGUGCCUGAUGAUCUUGAUGAUCAGGAGCAGGAUCUGGGUUCAUGGCUGAACAUUGAUGAAGAUGGUUUGCAAGAUGAUGACUUCAUGGGCCUUGAAAUUCCAAUGGACGACCUUUCAGAUUUAAAUAUGAUAGUUUGAAGUUGCUUUCUUUGUAUAGUCUUGUUCAUUAUACCAUUGACAAACAAAACAAAGUUGCUGUUGUCAAGAAAUGACCCGUUACAGGGAUGGUCAUUCGGCUGUCCGGUUCACAAUUAGGUUAUAUAAAUUCUUUUGUAGACUCCUGCACAAGUUGAUUUUCGAGUGAACCUUUCGGAUGUUUUGGAUUUUGCUCCUGUAUUAAGUUGGUGACUUCGACUGUAAAUUUUUGUUCAAGGUACAAGUUAGUAUGUCCUAGAAAUUAUAUCUUAGCAAACACUGUAUCUGGCUGUAGCUGUCACAAAGGAGAGAACAACGCCUCUUGUACAUACAUUUUAUAUUUCUAAUAAAAUCAGCUUUUUGUUCUAUUA
Molecule: messenger RNA, 4734 nt
Organism: Quercus lobata
Lineage: Eukaryota; Viridiplantae; Streptophyta; Magnoliopsida; Fagales; Fagaceae
Exons: 16
Coding region: 440-4366 (1308 amino acids)
Source: RefSeq, a predicted model, not a curated record